Oreochromis niloticus (Nile tilapia) is the source of this 4720-nucleotide messenger RNA. RefSeq names its product inter-alpha-trypsin inhibitor heavy chain family member 6 (gene itih6). The record is from RefSeq and is a predicted model, not a curated record. NCBI's taxonomy places the organism in Eukaryota, Metazoa, Chordata, Actinopteri, Cichliformes, Cichlidae. Bases 469 to 4131 code for a protein of 1220 amino acids. Gene Ontology annotation, molecular function: serine-type endopeptidase inhibitor activity. The transcript is spliced from 17 exons. Gene Ontology annotation, biological process: hyaluronan metabolic process.
UUUGAGAAAUGUCGCUCGAGUGAAACGAAAACAUUUGGCAGUAAUUAGAACAAAAAUACGACUAUGAUUAUUUUAAGGAGCGCUGUUACGCAAAAGCUGAGGGGGGGGGGAUGUUUUGGUGUUUUCCUGAAGUUCUCGUUAAGUCCCCAAAGUUUCCAGUAUACAUGAAUGCAUGCUGGAAGCGGCCUCCUCCUUUUCCGUGAAAACUCGUGCAGGUUUCUAAAUGAACUUCACUCUCUUUGGCAUUUUUUGUUCUACAACACCUCACGGAUGUUUGGCUCCUUUCUGAAUGUAUUUUUAUGUCAAUAUCAAAGCCGCAGUUUAGGUGACGCGAGAGAGGGGGUGGACUGCCCACUGCAAAAAGUGUAAAAAUCAGGCGUGUGCUCUGCUCUGCUUGCUUCAGUCAGCGUGAGACCACUGGACGAUUUCCUUAUUUUUCAGCCCCAAGUCUAAAUUAUUAAGGGCAAAAUGUUUUUAAAGGUUCCCUGUGUUCUAGUCUUCUUCACUUUGUACAUGCGAGAGGGAUUAUCAGAGGAUUAUGACGCAAAAGUCAGCACGAAUAUUAAUUUACAGAGAGCAAAACGUCAAAGCAAACCAACAAAACCAGUGCUGAAGGUGACAGACUACCUUGUUAAGUGUUCAGUGGUGUCCCGCUAUGCUGUUACUACAGUUCAGAGUUCAGUGUGGAACCAGCUCCCAAUAACUAAGGAGGCUGCCUUUGAGGUGGACCUGCCCUCCUCUGCUUUCAUCUCUAACUUCACCAUCACUUCCAGCGGCAAGGUGUAUGUGGCCCAGGUGAAGGAAAGGGCUGCUGCCAGGAAAAUCUACGACGCAGCUAAGAAGCAAGGAAAAACAGCAGGACUUGUCGCUACCAAAGAGAGGGAAAUUGAGAAGUUUCGUGUUGCAGUGAGUGUGCCAUCAGGGGCUAGGAUGUCCUUCUUCCUGACGUACGAGGAGCUGUUACAGCGUCGACUCGGCCGCUAUGAGCUCACUCUGGGUCUGAGGCCCAGUCAGCUUGUGCAGAACCUCACAUUAGAUGUCUGUAUAAGAGAGAGGACAGGCAUCAGUUUUCUCAAGGUCCUUCCUCUUAGGACGAGCCGAGCGGUCACCAACACCCCAGCUCAAGCUAAUACCGAUGCCCCGGCCUCUACUCAUGUCGAGCAGAGUCCUGAGUGUGCUCGAGUCCGCUACACUCCAACUCUAGAUCAGCAGAAGAGCAUUUCUUCCAAUGGUCUUAAUGCUGAUUUCAUCAUCCAAUAUGAUGUGGAUCUAAAAGACCUCAUAGGUGAUGUUCAGGUAUUUGAUGGCUACUUUGUGCAUUACUUUGCACCUAGGGGACUUCCUGUGGUUCCUAAGGAUGUUAUAUUUGUGAUUGAUGUCAGCAGCUCAAUGAUAGGCAAUAAGAUAAAGCAGACAAAGCAAGCUAUGAGCACCAUCCUUGGGGACCUUAGAGAGGGAGACCACUUCAACAUCAUCACCUUCUCGGACAAGGUUCACACUUGGAAAAAAGGCAAAACGGUGCGGGCAACUCGGCAGAAUGUAUGGGAAGCCAAAGAGUUUGUGAAGAGGAUUAUAGCAGAAGGAUGGACCAAUAUCAAUGCAGCUCUGCUCUCAGCUGCCCAGCUUGUCAAUCCUCCAUCCUCUGGCCCUUCCAGACGCACCUCAUCUCAUCGUGUUCCUCUGGUAAUUUUCCUCACUGAUGGGGAAGCAACCAUUGGAGUCACAUCUAGUGAGACUAUCCUCAGUAAUGCCAAGAAGGCUUUGGGCUCGGCCUCUCUGUUUGGCCUUGCCUUUGGAGACGAUGCAGACUUCCUGCUUCUCAAACGCCUGGCUCUGGAAAACCGAGGUGUAGCCAGGAUGGUGUAUGAAGACGCAGAUGCAGCCUUGCAGCUCAAGGGCUUCUAUGAUGAAGUAGCUAGCCCUUUGUUAUCAGACAUACAGCUGUCUUAUCUGGAUGAUCAAGCAUUUGAUGUCACCCGCUCCCUUUUUCCAAACUACUUCCAAGGAUCUGAGUUGGUUGUGACUGGGAGAGUUAAGACGGGGGUCAAAGAUUUAAAGGUGCUAGUCUCAGCUAUAGAUUCAAAGCAGCAAAUGAAGCUGGAGAACGACGUGUUCAUUUCCCAAGAAAAUGGGACUACAGAUUCACUAGAAUGUUCGGGAGAUUUAGAAGGGAUAUCCAGCUUUGUUCAUCGCCUCUGGGCAUAUUUCACUAUCAAAGAGCUUCUACUGGCUAAACUGAAUUCUACUAAUCCUGCAACUCAAAAGUUGCUAACAGAUAAAGCAACCAACCUCUCCCUCAAAUAUAACUUUGUUACACCAGUCACUUCUUUAGUUGUAGUUAAGCCAGAUGAAGAUGAAGCAACUCAAAGUCCAACCACUCCAGAACCCACCACAGCUGCCACUAUAACCACAACAGCAACAACUACAGCUACAACCAAAACGUCAGGUGCUGGUGUAGCAAAAAAGGCCGGCUCACCACCUAACCCUAAGCAUAAGAAGUUAAAUCCAGGCCUGCCUAAGUCACCUCCAAAUACCCUAAACCCCCCCAAAACAUCAGUGGUUACAUCAUCCAAAAAAGCAGCUACAACCUCAAGUCCGAGCUCUAUGAAAACAGCCCCUGCACCAUUCUCUGCUAAAAAGCUCACUCCUUCCCAUAAUGACCUGAAAACAUCUCCUCCUUCUCCUCCAGCUGGAAAGAUACCCACUUCUCUGCUUAAAAUUCUAAAAACAGCACCACCUCCUGCACCUGGAAAGGUCUCCACCCCCCUGCCCAAUGCCAAGAAAACAAAUACUCCCACAACCACCCCUAUGCUGACAUUCACCACCAGUAUCUCACUGCCACUCAGUUCAGUCAGAACUAACCCUGCCCCCCUACCCAGUACAGCACGGACAGCUCUCCCUCCUGCCAAAGUGACUCUAAGAGCAGAGAACAGCACCUUGUAUGCUCACCUGCCCGAAAGCACUCCUUCCCUCACUCAGUUGUCAUCGACACUAACCUCUCCCACUCCAGCCCCAGCUCCAGCAGUGGCAAACAACAACACAAACUCAAAUGUUGACACAGACCUGAGGAUUGCCACCCUAGUGUCAGCUACCUUUGCUCCCAUGCCUGGUGUAACAGAUGGAGAACAACUGUGGGAGGCAGCUCAGCUUCUAGAUGUCUCUUCUUCCAUUCAAAUUCAAAGACGAGAUAUUGACCUGGUGAAAGAUUAUGAUGCAACCUAUGAAUAUGAUUACGAUGAAGAUCAAGAUAACUGGUAUAUUACUGACACAUUUGUGCUUGGGAGUGAGGAGGAUUGUCCUUUAGCUGAAUGUCUUAUGUUUUUAGAGCCUCAACCCAAAAUGGGAGCCAUCAGGGGAUUCUCCUCAUCAGUUGAUGGAGAUCCUCAUUUUGUGGUCCAACUAGCAAAGCUUCACCAGAACCUGUGUUUCACAGUAGAUGGCAGGGCUAAUGAUGUCCUCAGACUGCUGGAAGACCCAGAGAGAAAUAUCAUUGUAGAUGGCCACCUAAUGGGGGCUCCCUCCAAAGAUGGUGCUGAAGACCGUUUGCGAAACUACUUUGACCAGCUCACAAUCUCCGUGGUCACGGGCAACUCUGGUGACAUCAUGAUUACACUCACGCUGGACGCUGUAGUCGUGGAAGGUGAAGGGCGGGAUACGCUUCCCAUCAAUCAGCAGGGAUCAGUGACGAGGCAAGGCGUGACUGUCACUGUGGACAACCACCAGAGCUGCUGGAUCGAGCUGGCAGAGGGCGUGCAGUUCCUGGUCCUGUUCCAUCAUUAUAAACAUCCAAGCUACCUGCAGUCGGCUCACCUGGGUUUUUACAUCACAGAUGGGCGAGGGCUUUCUGACUCCACCCAAGGCCUUCUGGGCCAAUUUCAGCACGCUGACAUUAAUAUAACAGUGGUGAAAGACCACGUGGAUGAAGGUCUUCAUCGAGUUAGGAAGGAAGAAAUUCUGGCCAGAGGGAUCCUGAGGUGGGGAUCAGAGCAAAUGCCAGUUACCCUGCAAGACAAGACGCUGAAGGACUCAGUGCAAAAACGCCACCGAGGCAGCUGCUGGGUGGUGCCCAAGACAGAGAUAGAGAGACUACUGGGUCAUUCGUAUGAGAGCUACGUGGUGAAUCAUGUGUAAUUCUAGCCGUGUCAUUUCCACCAUGUUGUCUGUUUGCUGCACAGCUCAAGUCACAGCAGGCAAUGUGGAUAGGUUAUCACAAAAGGAUGAACCAAAGCUGGGAUCCAACUGGGUUAGUUGCCUGAAUGGCAUUCUGGAAGGGUGGGACAGACUACAGACUGCGAAGAAAAGUUUCCUAUAAAGAAGUAAAUACAGCAAAGGAUUGAAUGGUGCCCCUGUUCCAUCUCCACCAUUGAAUUUGAACCUGAUUCAAGCUUCAUGCUUCGUAUCUAUGACAGAGACGCAAUGUACUCCUGGUCGCAUGGCAACUACAAAAUAUUCAAUGGUUGCUGCAGCAGUUUGCGCAUGCUCCAAAAUGUCUUGCAAAACAACCCUGUUUACAAGUUGUUUAUCAGAUUAUUCUUAUAUUUUAUGAUUGAGUUUUUGAUAGUCAAAAGCUCUCUUUCAGAAUUACUUGUAAUCAUAGUGUAAUUCAAUAAGUUGUAUUUUUAGUACAAGUGUAUAUAAAACAUUAAUGUAUGUAUGUAUGUAUAGAUAAACUUCCCAUGUCAGCAUUGCAUCUUCAAUAAGCAACACAAAUCAGUCUUUU